UCGCCUUCUCUGUUUCCAACGAUACUUGUGAAACUAAAGAAUGAUAUACUAGUGUGUCAAUUCUGCCCGCAGCACAAACCAACAAUACCUGCUUCAUAUCAAAACAUCCAUGCCGUAGGAAUUCCGUUAGGUCUCACGACCAUAAUAUCCAAUCCCUACAACGGUCUAAGUGUAUACGUACUAAAUCCCUCGUGGAAUCAUUCUUAUGUCCAGUGAGUCUAGCGCCUUCGAUGAGGUCUUUUGCUUCCUUGGAAUGUGGAAAUGGGCCCACGUGUUGCGAAUAGAAGCUUGCGAUAGUUGCCGCCCCAAGCUUUCCGUUAGAACUAGUCUUAGGAAAGGCACUAUCAGUGUACCCUCUUCAACACUGACCAUGCCCACCACGUCCCGCCGGUAUAUGCAGAAGAAUGGGUAUAAAUAUGGCCGCUGAACCCAUCGAAUCUUAUUCACCAGGCGACUUCUCAACUCCUCCCAUCUAGUACAAUCCUCAACUCCAUCAUUCAAGAUGCAAUUCUUCACUGCCACCGUCAGCCUCCUCGCAACCGCAGGCGUUGCCCUUGCGUCUCCUCUCGAAGUCCGUACCAACACUUGCUUCGAUGGCAGAGCGCCUAUCUGCCUGGGCGCAACCAACCCCAGCAUUGGAACUGUCAACAAGGCCCAGGCUAUCACAACCAUCCAGCAGGCCUGCGCCAAGCAGCCCACCUGCGUGCCCGGUACCACGUACAACCCUGUCACGGGCAAGAUGCCUGGCUACACUGCCACUCUCAUUAUGGGAAAUCAGUGUGGUGGUGUGACCAGCUGGAGCCAGGAGGCCUGCCUUGCUCUUUUCCUUGACAAUGUCGAUGCCAAGUGCGGUGGCUCCUCUAGCGAUACCUUGUUCCACACUGGAUACCUUCGUUCGGUCUGCGAUAACACCUUUGUGUCUUUCAACCUCGGAGGUUAG
Messenger RNA from Periconia digitata, 940 nucleotides. Lineage: Eukaryota; Fungi; Ascomycota; Dothideomycetes; Pleosporales; Periconiaceae. The record is from the annotation of a GenBank genome assembly.